Molecule: messenger RNA, 1524 nt
Organism: Aedes albopictus (Asian tiger mosquito)
Lineage: Eukaryota; Metazoa; Arthropoda; Insecta; Diptera; Culicidae
Product: pro-resilin
Exons: 2
Coding region: 124-765 (213 amino acids)
Source: RefSeq, a predicted model, not a curated record
AUGGUAGUAGGCUGGUUGCUUUGGUUGGUAUAAAGACCGCAAUUUGGCCGAGGGAAGGCACACUCGGUCACAACACUCGUCUCAGUAAACAUCUAAAUUCUCUUACCCUGUAUUUUAAGUAUAAUGAACACCUUUGCCGUGUUUUUGGCCUUUGCGCUGGCUGCGGUUGCCGUGGCUGAACCGCCAUCCGGUUACAACUACAACCGGCCCUCGUCGGGUGGAUACUCUCACGGAGGCGGUGGUGGCGGUGGCGGUUACUCCAGCGGCGGCGGCUAUUCCAGCGGCGGAUCUUCCGGCUAUGUUGGCAGCUUCAGCAGCGCCGGAAGCUUCUCCAGUGGUGGUGGCGGCGGCGGUAGCCUCCAGAACGUUCCAGUCGGUGGCCAAACCUCCGAAGGUCUGAACGUCGACCAGCAGCUGCUGAACGAGAUCCGACAGAUCCUGCUCCGCGAGGAAAGCCAAAGCUCGUCGUCGGGUGGCUUCGGAGGAAGCGCCCCAAGCGGAUCGUACGGACCACCAAGCGGAUCCUAUGGACCACCAAGUGGAUCGUACGGAGCCCCACAUGGCGGAUCUUCUGGCCGCGUCGUUGGAAUCGAUCUGGAAGGAGUGCGGCAAGCCAUCCAGGUUGCCCAAUACCUGCAGACGGCUUCCUCCUCCGUGCCAUCCGGUUCGUAUGGAGCUCCUUCGGGCGGCUCGUACCCAUCGGCUCCAUCCGGCUCGUACGGUGCUCCAUCUCGCCCAUCCGGCAGCUACGGAGCUCCAUUCUAAGGACUGAAACCAAAAAAAUCCAAAAAAAGCCCUUCAAGCCCUUCACCGGGCUCCUGAAGUCGCGCAACCCUUCAGACCGUCUGCAGAAAGAGCCCACAAUUGGAUAUCCGAACCGGCCAACGUACCAAGGAUCAUGCGAAUAAAUCCAACGAACAUAGCGAACAAAAUUGUCAGAAACAAGACUUAGAACACGCCACCACCAUUACAAAGAACAAAAACACGCACAUUCAACAACACUAUCACCUAUACUUUCAAACGGGUCUGAGCGAGCGGAGUGUCCUCUGGCGAGUGUCCUCCCCCCUUAUGGUCUCUCCUCUCCAUACGAGACCACCCUUCCACCUUCGGGAGUUGGACAACCGUCGGACUGCUCCGACAUAGAAAAAAAAAAAGCAACAACCGAUGCUGUAGCCGAUUGUCCAAGUGAAACGACGAGAAUCAACAACAUCAGCACCCCGAUUCAGUAACAGUAACGAACCCCGGAACAACAUCCUAAGCCGGCAAAUGCAUUCUCAGCAACACGUGAAACACCCUGGCUAUAGCACCGUUUGUUACAGGACGAGAGAGACAGACAUAUUACAACGAGAACAACUUUUGUUAUUCAUUUGUUUUGUACAUACUUGAAAAAAAACAUGUUUUUAUCUCUCUUUUAUCUAGUUACUUGUUAUAGUUGUUUUUGUACCGAGAAGUGAAAACGUAACCGAGAAAACAUAAAAAACAAAAAAAUAAUAAAAAAAAUCGAAAAAUUUGUCACCGUUAAAA